GGCAGUUUGUCUUCGUUUCCACGGUUAGUCUAUCAAGGAGGCGGACUAGCAGGAAUUAUACUGAUUAUCCACGACGAAGCUGCAGUAUAAUGCAACCAGCCUGGCAGUGAUUCUAUGCGUGGGCUGAUUCAGGGAGCUGGGAAGUGUAGUUUCACAAUGGCAGAUGGAGGUAAUGACGAUGAUGUCAUACACCUGGCAAGCUUCAACGUCCACCGCAGUCAAGGCUCUUGUGCUCGUCAGAGGGAGCUUAUCACUAUUUCUGAUGACUCGGAUGAUGAGCCUGUGACUCUGGUACCUGGCAGUCCUGUUUUAGUUCCAGACGAUGCAGACGACGAUGAUGACGUCAGCAUACUGGAGCCACCAACUCCUGCACGCAAGCCUUUGAUUCGCCAAGCAGCCAUAUGGAGCGGGGCCUCGAAUAGCCGAAUUAAAGUUGAUCAAAGUAGCACAAACCCUGCUGUUUCCACAGGGGACCCCGGCUCAGCUCCCUCUACCUCCAGAGAUGCCAAGGUCAACCGACCAGCCAUACAUACACAGACUUCAGCUCGGUCUGGCUUAUCUGGACACACACUGCCACAACCUGGUCCAUCCACACAAACAAAGUCUCAACCAAAGCACCAAAAAUACUCACAGCAUCAGGACGGUACAUCAGCAUUAACAAAUGUGGAGCUCCAUGCAGUUCCGUCUGCCUACAUCCCAUCUACCUCCACAAAUGCCAAGGCUAGCGCCACCUCAUCCAAAACACCUUUGCUUUUUCAGCCCCGGCCAAGUACAUCUGGACUGUCACAGCCACCUGUUGGCUCUUCAGCACAUUUACCUGUUGAGCGCCAGGCGAGUGCCUCAGUCAGUGUUGCACAAUAUACUUGUGUAGCCACAGUGACUGCAUCAAGUUCUUCUGCAAACAUUGAUCAAAAGGCUAGUACGAGUAGCUCACUAGAUGGUACUCAGGCCAGUACGUCAUCUGCACAUCUUCAGUCUCACAAACAGACGCAGCCUCAGCCUGGAACAUCUGCACAGGUCCAGUCCACAUAUCUGCAGCAGCCUGGCCUCAUCCAGGUGAAAACUGUAAAGCUGCUUGUUCUUCCACAACAGCCAAGCAUCCAGGCUUCUUCUUUAGUAACGCAGUCCCAGCUGCAGCGUAGGCCCCAAAACCUACUGCAGCCUGUGUCUCACAAUCGAAUGCAGGGCAAUCUCAUUCAGAUCGAGCCACAACCCCUGGCUCAGGCCCCUGCCCAGCCUGCAGUCCGGCCCGCUCAAACCCCUCAGGUUAUACCAGUGGUCCCCCCUGCAGUUCUAAUAGCUGCAGCCCCAGAGAGACUAGGUCCUCCAGAGGCGGGUCACCGGAUCGUCUUGGGAAGCCAGUUGCCUGGAGCGGCAGCUCCCAAUCCUCAGCCGCAGGCUGGAACCUCUAAUGCAGCUCCACCAGCUCGCAGUCUCAAUAUCAGGGUGCUUAAUGUGAAUUCUAACCCCCCCGAUCCUCCAGCUGCCACAGCGUCAGUACCCCACAACAGGGAACAGGCUGGUCUCAUUCUAGCCCCAAACCCUCAACAAGAAAAUCCAGCCCCUGUUCUGGUUGCAGUCCCUGCUGCAGCUGAGGAUAUUCCGCAAAUAGAGGAUGCAAGACCUGGACCCUCUGCAGCACAAGAGAGACCAGAGCAGCAGCCUUUUGUUAGAACCCUUAUCAACGGUGUAUUGGAUCUAUUCCCAGACAUCCAAGACACCUAUGUAGCAGAACUGGUCUUAAAGAAUAAUGUGAAAGACUUGAAUGUUAUCUGUAACCUGCUGUUGGAAAAUCCAGAGUAUCCAAGGAGGGAGACAGCAGCAACCACAGCGGCUCCUACCAGCAUCCUGCUGGAGCCUGGAGACACCCAGGCAGAGGUGACUGAGGACUUGUUUGACUAUGCCAAGCUGAGCACCAUGGGAGCAGACGUUAUCAUGCAGGCUGCUGACUUGCUCAUGGCAGAUUUCAGGAUGCUCAGCUGCCAAGACAUCAAAUGGGCCCUAAAUGCCCUGAAGGGACACUAUGCAAUCACACGCAAGGCCUUAUGUGAAGCUCUGAAAAAGUGGCAGGAAUCAGGUGAUCCAUCAGGAAAGAGACGUCGGAGCAGGACCUCCUCGGAGCGCUGCUACGUUGAUUUUCAUUUUGAGCACGGUUCAGUGAAGUUGGACAGAAGGAUGUUUUUCUUGGAGAAUGAUCGUCGCUACUGCAGGACAUACAACAGUCUGGAAACUUCAGUGCAGAAGGAGCUAUCCUUCUAUCAGCAGAAGGCCAAGGAAUGGGCAGAGCAUGAAGACUUCCUGUUGGCUCUGCAGGUGAAUGAAGAUGAAUAUAAGGAGGGAGGUCAGCUGAUUGAAUGUGGCUGUUGCUACGGGGAGUUUGCAUUUGAGAAGAUGACCCAGUGUUCAGAUGGUCACCUGUUCUGUAAAGAGUGUCUGGUCAAGUACGCUCAGGAGGCAGUGUUUGGCUCCGGGAAGUCGGAGUUGAGCUGCAUGGAGGAGGGCUGCCCGUGCUCCUACCCCAUGUGUGAGCUGGAGAAGGUCCUACCAGAGAAUAUACUGUGUAAAUAUAACGAGAGGCAGGCGGAGGAGGCGGUCGCAGCCACCUGUGCUGAUGAGUUAGUGAGGUGCCCAUUUUGCAACUUUCCAGCCUUGUUGGACAAAAACAUGUCUUUGUUUAGCUGUCCCAACCCUCGCUGCCGCAAGGAGAGCUGCAGAAAGUGCCACGUGCAGUGGAAGCAGCACAUGGGGAAGACCUGUGAACAGGUUCUGGAGAGGGAUGAGAUUCGCAUGAGGGUGCUCUUCGAGGAGCGAAUGACAGCAGCACGGGUGAGGAAGUGUGUCAAAUGCGGAAUGGGCCUGGUCAAAUCAGAGGGCUGCAACCGGAUGUCGUGUCGCUGCGGCAGCUUCAUGUGCUACCUUUGUCGAGAAGCCAUCAACGGCUACAACCACUUCUGUCAGCACGCCCGCUCUCCCGGCGCUCCCUGCCGACACUGUCACAAGUGUUCCCUCUGGACUGAUCCCACGCAAGAUGAUGAGCGGCUCAUUCAGGAGAUCCAGAAGGAAGGUGAAGCCGAGCUAAAUAAGAAGUGCACAGAUAAUUCAGGGAAGAGAGUGGGCCCACCCCCAGAGGCCAUCACAGACUCCAAGAGGCCACGUGUGGGUCCAGCCCCAGAAAACCCACCCAAUCUGAACCCUGCUGCCCCUCCACACCCCCAGGCAGUACAAGCUCCCCUGUUUGUUCCUCCACGAGCCCGCUACCCCCCAGGUCCUAUACAGGGCCACUUGUACCACCAGAUCAUCAUACCCCGGCUGCCCCCGGCGCCCUACGUGCCCCCACUUCAGCACCUGCCUCCUUUGAACAAUAACAACCAGAAUAACCACAAUCCUCCCUUCCACCCUCAUCACCCCAACAUGGACCUGCCCAUGCACUACGGACCCCCACCACACUACUACAGACGCUACUAACACAGUCAGGCUUCUCAGCGCUGUUAACGUUUUCCUUUUUCAAUCACUCCAACUGUUUUCAUGUUUGUCUCCCAACAUGGCCUUUCAUUCAUCUGGUUUAACACUGAAACGAUGGGCGUAUCCGUGGAGACUCUUUGCCUUCUCCUGCUGAACAGAGGACUUGGAAAACUUAAGAAACUUCGCUUUGACAUGCUCAUAUUUUCACUCAUUAAAAAAUCUUGAGACAAAUAAUUUCCUGUUUAUACAGAUAUUUUUGAGUAAACUAUAUAAAGAAAAAAACUUGCUAGCAUUCCCUUCUGUAUUUUUUUGGCUAACGUGUGUGAGACCAGAGUUUUCUAAUAAAGUUUUCUGUUUAAAUUC
Melanotaenia boesemani (Boeseman's rainbowfish) is the source of this 3825-nucleotide messenger RNA. RefSeq names its product ring finger protein 216 (gene rnf216). Bases 115 to 3465 code for a protein of 1116 amino acids. Lineage: Eukaryota; Metazoa; Chordata; Actinopteri; Atheriniformes; Melanotaeniidae. The transcript is spliced from 17 exons. The record is from RefSeq and is a predicted model, not a curated record.